CGGGCUCCAGGGGACGGGUUCCAGGCGGCGGUUCCUCGAGCUCAGGAUCUCCAGCGGCUCCGCCACCGCCCCGGACUCUAGAACUCGGGUCCUCUGCACGGACUCCGGAUUACAGUGUCAUUUGCUUGCGGCUCACAGCCACGAGAGAGCCAGCUUAAAGAGGGAGAACAGGAUGGAAAAAAAAAAGAGGAGGCUGUUUAACUUCACUCAGCUGGAAGCUGCGCUCGUAGCAGGGGCUGGGCCACCCUCUCUGGCACCCCAAGGUUGGUUUGUGUGGUGCUCCGUUCCUACUUCCCAGCGGUAGCAGAGCGCCUACCCUCCUUACGGGCGCUUCUAGGCGAGAGCGUUCAUUCCCCCUUGAUCCCUAAGCCCCGGGAACGGGAACGGCUUUUCCCUUGCGUUACAGGGGAGGGGAUGGCGCUGCAGAAAGAAGUCUGGCUUGGCCCGUGUGUCACAACUAGUCAUGAACGGAGGUCUUUGAGGUGGGGUUUGUGUAACCCUAAAAAGCAGGCCCCAGCCCACAGCUCCGGUGUCUGUCCUCACGCUGCUUGACCUGGGCCAAAGCCCCCGGAGAGGGGAAAGAGGGAACGCACGUCCCGGUGGCUUUCCGCACCCCGGCCCUCGCCCCGGCGCGCAGCCCUCCCAGCGCCGGCGGCUCCCCGCCGUGGAGAGGGUGGCCUUCUGUCCACGGGAAUCGCUUCUCCAGCGGGAGCGUCGUUUCGGUGUCCCUUUGUAAGAUUCGGGGGACGACUGCGGGAUCUGGGGAUCCAGGAAUAGGAGGGGAAGAGAGAAGCUGAGGACCCGAGUUCAUCCCUGCGGGCGUCCACGUGGUGGGUGUGUGUGGCACUUCAUUCAAACUUCGGGGAGUUCUGGGUUUGGGCGGCCAGUGAAGGUGUGACCAAUCAGAGUCCCGAGGCGGGAAUAAAUUAUGCAAAUAGCCAUCUGGCGAUGGGUCAGAUGACUCGAAUACUUUUUAAAAGUACCUCUCCUGGCGCUCACGGUGUGACAGCGGCGAGCCCCGGCUCCGGCGAGGACCGCUUGGGCUGGGCAGCGUGUGUUUCCUUCCACGCGCUCCUUUCGGCCCUCGCCGCGCGCCACCUUCUCCCCCAGCUGUCCAGCCCAUCACCUUCUGGCCGAGACCAGGCUGCUCACUUUUAGGCUCGGGAGGUCUUCAGUGGCUUAAAAAACAACCAACCAACCCCCCCGCCCCAAAGCCUGUUUGAGAGGAGGGGGCGUGGCAGGGAAGGAUGCGAAACCCGGUUCUUCUGCUCGGCUUCUGGAGCGUCUAUUGUUGCCUCCCGGCGGGAAGUCUCACAACCUUAGGUCCCCAGAGGUCGCUGCGAGAUGAACAUCCUAAAGCCUCUGGAGCGCCAGCUACCGUCAGACCCUCUGUGGCUUUUAACAUCCACACUUCCAAGGACCCAGAGCACGAAGGGUGUAAUCUCUUCCUUGGUGACAACCAGCUCUUGGAGGACUGUGGCUUCAACAUGACAGCCAAAACCUUUUUCAUCAUUCACGGAUGGACGAUGAGCGGCAUGUUUGAAAGCUGGCUGCAGAAGCUUGUGUCCGCCCUGCAGACAAGAGAGAAAGACGCUAAUGUGGUGGUGGUUGAUUGGCUGCCCCUGGCUCACCAGCUGUACACAGAUGCGGUCAAUAACAGCAGGGUGGUGGGGCAGAGAGUGGCUGAGAUGCUGGACUGGCUGCAGGAGAAGGAAGAGUUUUCUCUUGGGAAUGUUCACUUGAUUGGCUACAGCCUUGGAGCACACGUGGCUGGAUUCGCUGGCAACUUUGUGAAAGGGACAGUGGGCAGAAUCACUGGUCUGGACCCCGCGGGACCCAUGUUCGAGGGGGCGGAUAUCGACAGGAGGCUGUCCCCGGAUGAUGCAGACUUUGUGGAUGUCCUGCACACCUACACCCUCUCCUUUGGCUUGAGCAUCGGGAUUCGGAUGCCCGUGGGCCACAUUGACAUUUACCCCAAUGGCGGCGACUUCCAGCCAGGCUGUGGAUUCAAUGACGUCUUGGGAUCUAUUGCCUAUGGAACAAUCACGGAGGUGGUGAAAUGUGAGCAUGAGCGAGCUGUACACCUCUUUGUUGAUUCUCUGGUGAAUCAGGACAAGCCGAGCUUUGCCUUCCAGUGCACAGACUCCAACCGCUUCAAAAGGGGUAUCUGCCUCAGCUGCCGGAAGAACCGUUGUAGUAACAUUGGCUACAAUGCUAAGAAAAUGAGAAAGAAGAGGAACAGCAAAAUGUACUUAAAAACCCGGGCUGGCAUGCCUUUCAGAGUUUACCAUUAUCAGCUGAAAGUCCACAUCUUCAGUUUCAAGAACAGUGCAGACAUCCAGCCCACCUUCUACGUCACCCUGUAUGGCAGUAACGCAGACUCCCAGAACCUGCCCUUGGAAGUAGUGGAGAAGAUUGGGCUGAAUGCCACCAACACCUUCCUGGUCUACACUGAGGAGGACUUGGGUGAGCUCCUGAAGAUCAGGCUUACCUGGGAAGGGAUAGCUCAUUCCUGGUACAACCUGUGGACUGAGUUUCGAAACUACCUGUCUCAACCCAGUAACCCCUCUCGGGAGCUGCACAUCCGACGAAUUCGCAUCAAGUCUGGGGAAACGCAGCGAAAAAUGACAUUUUGCACUCAAGAUGCUAAGAAGACUAGCAUCUCCCCUGGCCAAGAGCUGUGGUUUCACAAGUGUCGGGAUGGCUGGAGAAUGAAAAACGAAACCAGGCCCUUUGUGGAGUUGGCCUGAGGGCUCAAGAAGUCCUGAAGUCUAUGCCCACACCCUGCUGACACGCACACGGAGGAAAGUUACUGCUGAAGACCCCCUCGAUGGAAGACCUCUGCCUUGAUCCCGGUGCCCAGGAGGAGCUUGCUUGCUGGGCUCACCUCGUCUCCCCCAACUGCGACUUCUCUUGGAGAAACCUCUGCCCUGAUAAAGUUCUAACUCCAAGGCUCUGUUGACACCUCAGGGAGCAGAGCCAAGGUUGUGUGAACACUGGACUAUCCCGAGCCCUGUACACUCUUGGAUGCUCUUCUGUUAGGUGAGCCCUGGCUUUGUCCAAGAGUAGGAACUCAGGCUCUGGCAUGGCUCUGUGUGGAAGGUUGGCAGGUGCUUGGCCUCACAGAACCUUAGUGACAAGUCUUUCCCCAGGAGCUGGCUCAUACCUUAGUGACAGACCUGUUACCUAGAGAGAGGACAGUAGACAAGGCUGGGGCUCUCGUCCUGCUGUCCUCCCGCGUGAGGUACUGAUGGAUCCUGGUUUUAUCUUAGAUAUUCCAUCAUGCUCAUCUUCUGAAGCUCACACUGUUGGCAUUUCCUUUUACAUUAUUCAUCCUUUGAUUAAACAAACAUUGGCCACGUCAACUAAUUAGCACCAGCAGUAGAGACAUGGCUCAACAACGUUUGCAUGUGGAAUCAAUAGGAUCAGGACCCCUGGAAUCCCUCAGGUCCACUGGCCCGUGAGGAUGCCUGUGGUUAAAGACAGGCAGGGCCAACAAGCAGGCAACAGGCUGAUAGAACUGGGGCUCUGAGGCUUUUACAUACCAUUUCCUCUAAGGGCCAUACUUGAUCACGCUAACAGAACAGCAAGCAGAAAAUCAUGCCUGCAGGCCACAGCAGUGGAGCAAAGUCCUGCUGUUUAGGGAGCUAGACAGUAUUGCUUGUGGUCUACGUAGCUGCCUUGCAGAAACCAGUCCCCUCUGACAGAGCCGGCACUAACAUUUGAUACGGUGUUUUUUCUUCCACAAAGUAGCUUGCUUUUAUAUCAGUGCCUUAUCGGUUAAACUCCUGGGAAAAGUCCCCUGUUCUAGAUCUUAAUGUGAAGAAUUGAUAAAUAUGAUACCCUAGACACCUUUCUACGGGUUUUUAGACAGCUUGCGUGUCACCUAAUUCGAGUGCAGGGAGAGGCACUGCCGUUAUCAGUCUUGUUUCACAAAAUCAAGGCUUAGGGACGUUCAGCCUCCUGAUUAGAUAAUAUAUCUAAGUGGUGGCGGGAGGAGGCAAGCUAAGGACCCAGUAAGGCUUCCUGGAAGCAAAGUUCAUGAAAUCCUUUCUGCAGCUCCACAAAGAUAUCUGCAACCAUUUCGCAUUAAUAUGUUCCUGUUGUGAUAAGCAAGGGAUUUUUUUUUUUUAACCAGAGCUAUCCAUAAAAUCUAAAUCCUUUCAUUAAUAUACAACCAGAAGAACACAUGGGAGAAGGGCUGAGUUCUUAAGGGUGUGCUGCCCGCUGGCGGGGGGAGGUGGGAGAAGGGUCACUCUCUGUAUCUAGGUUUUUAAUGGACAUUCUUUGUACUGUACCAACUUUGCAUCUCUGUUUCAUGCCAAAGUUCUGAAGAGGUAACUAGCUGCAUCUUAACACACAGUGCCCUCUCAACCCCCGAAGUGUGCUUCUGCAAUUGCCCUCUAGCCAAAGUGAAGCUUGUUAUUGGCCACACGUCCCGGUGACUUCCAGCUUCUGUGUUCAGUAAUGGAAGCUUGGGAGAACUGAAUCCUCUGUGAGUUGUGUAUUUAUCCAUGUGGCUUGAAGCCUUGUUUGUAUAUCUGAUGCUUUUUAAAAAUGCUUAGACCACUAUUUAUUUCUUAAGUGUAUAUAAUGUGUAAAGACAAAGAUGUGCUUAGUUUUUACUUUAAGAUUAACUGAUUUCAAGAUUUACAAAGUUUAAUAGUAAAAUUAAAA
Psammomys obesus (fat sand rat) is the source of this 4677-nucleotide messenger RNA. RefSeq names its product lipase G, endothelial type (gene Lipg). The transcript is spliced from 10 exons. Bases 1248 to 2750 code for a protein of 500 amino acids. NCBI's taxonomy places the organism in Eukaryota, Metazoa, Chordata, Mammalia, Rodentia, Muridae. Gene Ontology annotation, molecular function: lipoprotein lipase activity; protein binding. Gene Ontology annotation, biological process: lipid metabolic process. The record is from RefSeq and is a predicted model, not a curated record.